Trichoderma virens Gv29-8 is the source of this 702-nucleotide messenger RNA. RefSeq lists its product as uncharacterized. The transcript is spliced from 3 exons. Gene Ontology annotation, molecular function: protein binding. NCBI's taxonomy places the organism in Eukaryota, Fungi, Ascomycota, Sordariomycetes, Hypocreales, Hypocreaceae. The coding region runs from base 1 to 702 and encodes 233 amino acids. The record is from RefSeq and is a predicted model, not a curated record.
AUGUCUAGCAGGGACCGCCGUAUCAUGAAGGAGCUGCAGGAUCUCACCGAGGACAAGGACACAUCCGGCAUUCACGCUGCCCUGGAACAAGAGGGCUCGUUGUCUGCCCUCAAGGGCUGGUUCUUUGGCCCUGGAAAUACACCGUACGCCGGUGGCAAAUUCGUUAUUCACAUUCAGCUUCCCAAUGACUACCCCUUCAAGCCCCCCAAGAUGAAGUUUGAGACGAGGAUCUGGCAUCCAAAUGUCAGCAGUCAGACAGGCGUCAUUUGUCUCGAUACCCUCAACAAGAACUGGUCCCCUGUCCAAACGAUUAAGACGGCUCUUCUCUCAGUCAGAAUGCUUCUCGAAAACCCAAACCCUUCAGACCCACAAGACGGAGAAGUCGCGCGUAUGCUGCUCGACGAUCCCGACUCCUUUGUUCAGAUGGCUCACGAGUGGUCGGUUCGGCACGCCGGUGCGCCGCGACAGCGAAAUCUUGACGUCACUAGAUUCAGAAGCCUGGCCAGACCAACAACUGCUGUCGAUGCGAGCCGAUAUCAUGGAUACAAGCCAGUCCUGGUCGAGCAGUUUACGGCCAUGGGAUUUGACCUCGACAAUGUGGUGGCAACUCUCGAGUUUUUCCGCAUCGAUAAAUUCCAUGAGAACCUACCCCCAUCUCGCAUGUCGGAUGUAACCACUCGACUGCUUGGUGAGCAGCCUUAA